Molecule: messenger RNA, 1224 nt
Organism: Sinocyclocheilus grahami
Lineage: Eukaryota; Metazoa; Chordata; Actinopteri; Cypriniformes; Cyprinidae
Product: poly(rC)-binding protein 2
Exons: 9
Coding region: 40-738 (232 amino acids)
Molecular function (GO): RNA binding
Source: RefSeq, a predicted model, not a curated record
GUGGUCGACCAGAUCUAAUACUGGUGUAACUGAUUAUAUAUGAAUGCACCCAUAAUGUGUUAUAUGCAUUUACUUGUAUACAUGUGUCUUUGUAUCUUGCAGAAAGGUGAAUCGGUGAAGAAGAUGCGAGAGGAGAGCGGCGCUCGGAUCAACAUUUCUGAAGGGAACUGCCCCGAACGCAUCAUCACCCUCGCAGGCCCCACCACCGCCAUCUUCAAAGCCUUCUCCAUGAUCAUUGAGAAACUAGAGGAGGACAUCAGCAGCUCCAUGUCCAACAGCACGCUCUCGCCUCCUAAAGGUGUGACCAUCCCUUACCGACCCAAACCCUCAGGAUCGCCUGUCAUUUUUGCAGGAGGACAGGCAUAUGCGGUGCAGGGACAACAUGCCAUUCCUCAGCCUGAUCUCACUAAACUCCACCAGUUGGCAAUGCAGCAGAGUCCCUUUCCUUUGGCCCCCAGCAGCCAAGGCUUCACUGCUGGUAUGGAUGCUACUGCACAGACAGGCUCUCAUGAACUGACCAUUCCAAAUGAUUUGAUUGGCUGCAUCAUCGGCCGCCAAGGUGCCAAGAUCAAUGAGAUUCGUCAGAUGUCAGGGGCACAGAUCAAGAUCGCCAAUCCAGUGGAGGGCUCAACCGACCGACAGGUCACCAUCACCGGCUCACCUGCCAGCAUCAGUCUGGCCGAGUACCUAAUCAACGCACGACUCUCAUCCGAGGCUACAGGAAUGGCCGCGAACUGAUGCUCUCCGCCACCCCACCGCCCCUUUUCUCCUCCUCCAUCACAUUACGCUCUCUAAGUGCAAAAGGAAACCAAGUAUUUUCAACCUAACUUUUCCUUUCACCCACCCCAAGCUAUGCUUCAUGGAUAUACACAAGUAUUUUAUUUAUUUAUUUCAUGAAAAUGUUUUUAAAAUCCCUUUGCGUACAGUUUUUAAUGUCUUUUUUCUUUGCAUAUUUUGUCAGUUAACAUUACCGUAUAGAAGUGAAAGUGGAAAAAUCUGAAAACGCAUAAAUGUUUUUGUUAUCUCAGAUUUUUCUUAUAAAAACAGAAACAAAUAAAAAAGAAAGCAAAUACUAAUUAUAGCGCUUUCCCUAUAUCAAACAUUUAUUUAUUUUAAUUUAACUCUAGGAAGUUACAGAUUUUAAAAUCCUAGAAAUGAGCUUUAGAGAAUAAGCUCCGUUUUCUGCAUCAGAUCGAUUUGAAUCUGUGAGCUGUUUUUUUAUUA